AUGAUUCGAGUUGGUAUUCCAGAAAAAUUAAUGCAACUAUUGGAUCAGGCAUGUGUUUCUAAAAGUUACAAAAAUUCACAUGGAUGUGAAAUUUCCAGUGAGAAAUUGAAUUUACUUUGCAUACAGUCAAUUAGAACACUAAGUUCCAUAGCAUCUAGGCCUAAUCAAUCAGAAUAUUUAGUUUCAUUAGGCUGCAUUCCAAUGAUCAAUUCUCUAUUGAAAAAUUCUUUAUUGAAUUCAGUUAUAAUAUAUGAAUGUUCUAAAUUAUUGUCUAUUCUCAUUUCUGAUUCAUUUUCAGUGAGAUUGCAAAUUUUGGAGGAAGUUUUACCAACAUUAUUGAACCAUUUGAAUAAUUGCGAGAGAAUUCCAAUGGAAAUUGUAAAAUGGGAAACAGAGUUAUUGGCUGGUUUUAUGAGAAAGAAGGAAAAACUUCCUGUUGAAUAUUUGAAAAUAAUGUUGCCUACUGUUGGCAAAUUAUUGUUGGCACUUGACACUUCUGAUGUUGGUUUUUUAACACAGAUUAUGUUUUGUCUGAGUGCUAUUACGAGUGAAGCUGAACUAGUUCCAAUAUUUAUGGAAAUGAAUUUAACGAAUCGAAUUAUAUCUUUAUGUCGUAACCAGGAUUAUUUGAAUCUCUUAAUAGUAAUUCAAUUUCAUGUCAAGGAAGUUUGUUGGUAUAUUUCCUUUUUUAUUUCCAAGAAUUUCAUCAAAGAGUUGAAAGAAUCCGAGUUGGUUCCAUGGCUAUUUGAUUCCAUUCUCAAAAAAGUGGAAAAUCUUCCAGCAAAAUCAGAAAUGAUUACCAGCAUUAUAGAUUGGUGCAAGGAUGUCACAAAUGUGGAGAUAAUGAACUAUUUAUUGGAAAUGAAUAUUGUCCAAGUGAUAGGUGAAGAAAUUAGAGAAAAUUAUGUAUUGAGAGGAAUGUGUGGAAAAGUUUUAUUGCAAUUCCUGAAAUUCAACAAGGAAAAAGUAUCACUCUUAAUGAAUAAUUUUGAAAUAAUUGAAUUGGAAGAUUUACAUUAUCAACGUGAAAGAUAUGAUAAUAGAAAGAGAGUGGAAUACUAG
This is a messenger RNA of Naegleria gruberi, 1062 nucleotides long. RefSeq lists its product as uncharacterized. The record is from RefSeq and is a predicted model, not a curated record. The coding region runs from base 1 to 1062 and encodes 353 amino acids. NCBI's taxonomy places the organism in Eukaryota, Heterolobosea, Eutetramitea, Acrasida, Naegleriidae. The transcript has 3 exons.